Molecule: messenger RNA, 812 nt
Organism: Salvia hispanica
Lineage: Eukaryota; Viridiplantae; Streptophyta; Magnoliopsida; Lamiales; Lamiaceae
Source: RefSeq, a predicted model, not a curated record
AAUCUGCCUGCGCUGCGACAAUGGCUUGGCGCGGUUCUCUUUCCCGAUCGCUCAUGUCCACCGCUAGGGCUUCCGCUUCCCGUUCAUCGCCUCCGCUUCGUCCUCCUCCCGUUUCUUCCUCUCGCCUCAACUCACGACGCCUCUCCUUUUCCAAUCCCAGUACAUUGGGGGAGCUGGGAUGCGCCCAAUCACUAUUGUCACUGCAUACAACAGUGGCAGGAACACGGUUGACGUCUCGUCUGGCUGAUAAUGUCCGAGCUUUCUGUGAGCUGUCCCAUGGUACCCUCUGCCAUUCUUGUCAGGAUCGCUAAUAGUUUCUUUGUACCUGAAAAUAUUUGGACCAGAAGAGCCGGUGCUCAAAUCUCGGACUUGGUUAAUAGGUGGUUCUGCAGGAAUUCCCUUUGGGGAAUAUUGAAAUUAAAUUAACAAUAAGCUUCUUCAUGUUUACUCUAGACUAUUUCAGGUAGAGUCUAAAUUUAAGACAGUUUGGGCAACUGAAUACUUGUGUAGUAGUACUUGAAGUUGCCCCCACUCACAAUUUAAUUCAUAAUAGUGGUGCUGUCGGGCCGUAACCGUCGGUUUUGGUUCCACAUAACUGGUCCUACAAGGGUUUCGGAAGUUCUUGUUUUGAACCGAAACAUUCAAUUCUAGUUAGGUUUUUUCUUUUUUAAGUGGUUGUCCUAUUGCAGACUUAUUACUUGCGGUUCUAGACCCGGUUAAAAAAAAUCAACGGUUUUUUCUUUUAUAAGCAGUUGUCCUAUUAUAGACUUUUUUUUCCCUUUUUUAAAGAAUCUAUAAUGGUUCUCUAUUUA